Messenger RNA from Colius striatus (speckled mousebird), 3528 nucleotides. It is a transcript of the gene SAR1B, whose product is annotated as secretion associated Ras related GTPase 1B. The record is from RefSeq and is a predicted model, not a curated record. The transcript has 7 exons. Gene Ontology annotation, cellular component: endoplasmic reticulum exit site; COPII vesicle coat. The coding region runs from base 132 to 728 and encodes 198 amino acids. Gene Ontology annotation, biological process: endoplasmic reticulum to Golgi vesicle-mediated transport; intracellular protein transport; vesicle organization. NCBI's taxonomy places the organism in Eukaryota, Metazoa, Chordata, Aves, Coliiformes, Coliidae. Gene Ontology annotation, molecular function: GTPase activity; GTP binding.
GGGCCAGGCCUGGCCGGGCCGCGGGGGGGUCGCGGCAGAGAGGCGGUGCCGGGCGGGCUCCGCGGCCGAGGGCCGGGCGGAGCGCAGCGCUGAACCGAGCCCAGCGGUAGCCGGGAAAAUAAGAUUCAGAUAUGUCCUUCAUAUUUGAUUGGAUUUACAGUGGUUUCAGUAGUGUAUUACAGUUUUUAGGACUGUACAAGAAAUCAGGCAAGCUAGUGUUUCUUGGACUGGACAAUGCUGGAAAAACUACACUACUGCACAUGCUUAAAGAUGACAGACUGGGACAACAUGUCCCCACGUUACACCCCACUUCGGAGGAGCUGACAAUUGCUGGCAUGACUUUCACUACCUUCGAUCUGGGUGGACAUGCUCAAGCUCGCAGAGUGUGGAAAAACUAUCUGCCUGCAAUUAAUGGCAUUGUGUUCUUGGUGGACUGUGCAGAUCACGAAAGAUUGCUUGAAUCAAAAGAAGAACUUGAUUCACUAAUGACAGAUGAAACCAUUGCUAAUGUGCCUAUCCUAAUUCUUGGUAACAAGAUUGACAGACCUGAAGCCAUCAGUGAGGAGAGGUUACGAGAGAUGUUUGGUCUGUAUGGACAGACAACAGGAAAGGGCAGUAUACCUUUGAAGGAGCUGAACGCAAGGCCGCUGGAAGUGUUCAUGUGCAGUGUGCUAAAGAGACAAGGCUAUGGGGAAGGCUUCCGUUGGAUGGCACAGUACAUUGAUUAAUGCCAAAAUCACACCCCUACAUUCUGUCCCCUGUCUGAAUAUUAAGUCUGCUCCUUAUUUGAUCACUCGGUUGUCUGUAACUUGAAUUCAUUUGGCUGUUUAGUUAUAAAAAUACACAUUUUUAGCUAAUUAUAUCAUGUAUGCUAAACUGUAAGUGUGAGGAUUGAAAAACUACUUCAAGCAAGUUUGUAAAAGUACCACAACCUGAGAGCUUUCUAAUCCCAUACAACAUUCUUUUGCAGCUUUUAAUUUAACAAGUCUCUGGCCAGACUUGUUGGUCAGAGCAACUUUCCAGUACAGUAUGUUUGAAUGCACUUUUUAACAGCUAAGAGCUACGAACAUGUGAAAAAAUAUUUAAUGCUUAUGUUAAAUUUUUUUAUGUACUUUUUGAAACUGGUUUUAUAACUUUAGAGUAUAUAACCAUCUUUCAAGGAAUAAUAAAUAAUUAGCUGAUGGAUAAUUGCAUGAUGCCUUACGGUUUUCAAUAAUAUACUUUCUUAUGCAACGUCAUGCAAUAAAUUUAAAUCCAGUGUUUGGCAACUUUAAUGGAAAAAUGUUUCAUUUUAAAGUGUCUUAACUAGCAAGGCUGCUUGAUUAUCUGAAUACGUGGGGUAUUUUCCUGAAACACAGAAGGGCCACAAAGUAGUUUCAUGUUAUGUUAGAGUAAGGUGGUUUUUUUCCAGACUACCAAGUUGCAUUUAUUUUAGGAUUUAGCAUUAGUAAAAGAAAAAUCUAAUCCAAUGCCCUUGUAACCACCACCUUUAAAGUACAAAUAAUGUAAAUCAGCUUUGCUAGUGUAAAUCUUGAAGUAAUGUCAAAAGUGGUCUUAGUCUCUUGAGUUAAACCACUGAAACAGCACAAGAAAGAUUUUUGGUCUACUGGAAGAUCUGCCAGUGAAAUUGCCAGGGGAAAAAAAAGUAGUUGCAUUUUCUACGUGUGAAAAUUUAUCAACCUGCAUCCAAUUGGGCAAUUUUAGUGUUUUGCACAGGGACAAGACGGAUUGUUUUCUGUGGUUUUGCCGUGAAACCUGGCCAGUUUGGUAGCUGCUGGCUGCCCAAGUGACUUCUGGGAAAAAAUUUGGUUAUCUGCAGUCUUCAUUUCCAGGAUUCUGACUGUUUCUCUGUCUUUGAGUGCAUUACUUCUCGAAGGAGAAAGCAGGAUAUUUUUGAAGAAGGGUGUUGAAGCACCUGCGUCUGUCAACAUCUUGUUGAUGUUGGCUGCCAUUGCCAUGGAGCUGUGACUGGUGUUUCUAUGUGCUGUGGAUGUUUUGCUCUAAUCUCUCUAAUGAAGGUAGGGUUUCAGCCCUGGAGUUGCUGUUUCACCGUGAUGGGUUUGAGUUUCACUGAGUAGUUUGUUUUCUCCUUGUACAAGUACAAAUUGUUGCAAGUGCUUCUGCUGAAUCCCUUUUACUCACCAUUGUAGGUCUUCUCCAAAAUAAUUUAGGCCUUAUGUUUCCAAUAUCCGUGGCAGAAAAUGUAUUUCUGGUGGAUUUGAAUAAGUUUCUCUCUUGACCUGCUCGGCUUGAAUCUCAGAUUUAAAGCCUAUAGUCACACAGCAAAUAAAUGAGACUUACUCCUUGCCCAGAUCUGAACUCAUUUGAUUGAAUAUUGAUGAUCAUUUCCCCACAGUCCUAGAUUGUGCAUUUGAGUAAGAUGAAUAAUUCAGAAACUGACUAAUGAAAAUUGGAACCGAAGUUUAUUACUGCACAAUCAUAUGCAAAAUGUUAAGCCUAGUUUGUGCACGGUGAAGUUUAGAGUGAUGGUGUCGGAUAGCUUUUCAAAUGACCAGUGUAAGAGAAAUCUGCAUUUAAACUAGUGCUCAGCUGUAGUUGUCUCUGUUGUAUAGAUCAAAACUGGAGGUAAGAAAUGGCCUCUCACCAGCACGUGGACAACAUCUGAGUCUUUGCUACUUACAGGUGUUACCUAGGCGACAUGUCUUUUUUCUCUAAAUUUUUCUGAUGAUGCAGAGAACAGCAGCUAAAUCAGUAGAUGGUGUAAAUAUUAAAAAUGCUACUUGCAGUGUCACAUUGUGGCAUUGAUGUGAGAGAGCUGGGACUGUGUUGCCUGCACUUAUGGAAAUGAAGCUGGAGGGGUUCUGCUGCAGACACUUCCACAGGCUGAGCCAUUGGGUGGGUACUGUGAGGUCCUUUUCACCUGCUCUUCCACCUGACUAGAAAUAACAUUGGCAGUUAGGAAAGGGGUGAUAGUAUUAAGAAUUUUAAAAGAAAGGAGGUGAUACUGCUUUAACAGUAUGUUAUAAGAGUAAUUCUUAGUAUUUUGGAAAUACUCAGAUGUCGUGUUUCCUAUGUAGGGUGCUAGUUUAAACGUGGUUGUAAUAAGGGCAUGAAGAAAUCUGGACCUUGUGUUUAUCCACCUGGGUAUUGCAAUGGUUCCUGUUGUGGCGACAGCUGAGCAACACUCAGCUCCAUAUGCAAAUAAUCCUGCUCUGUUUCAUAUCAUUCAGUAGAGGAAGUCUCUUUCUUCUGUAGUUACGUUCUCUUGUGCACAUGAAUGUGAAUGGGUGUUGUGUGUCUGUGCGAAGACUUCAUUAAUAGACAAGUAUACUGACGCGAGUUUUUCUAGUGGUUUUCAUCUCUACCCCCUUCACAUCUCCCCUGUCAUUUAUUUUGGGAGGUUUCUAUGAUUGUGACCAGUCUUACUUAACUUAAAAGCAACAUUCACAUUUGUGUCCGACUUCUCUGAAUUUUUUUUUUUGCACUCUUGACUAUGCAGAUUUCAAUUAGACAUCACUUUAAAGAAUGUGAAAAAGAAAACUCAUUAAUAAAGAUGUUAUUUAUGAA